AUUUAUCAUUUGCUUUCCAUUUUCAUUUCCUAUUACUAGUCAUUUCAAGUAACCCUACUUUUUCCCUAUAUAUAAAACUACAACUAUUCAGCUAUACACCCAUUAUUACUUUUUCUACAUAAUUAGACAUGGAGACAAAAAGUGAUAAUUUUAAAGAUGGAGAUGAGGAAAAAAAUGACUACUACUGUAGUUCUAGAUCAGGAGUACUAGAUUCUCUUGAAGAUGAAGAAAUUAAGAGGAAAAUAUGUUGUCACUCUUUGUAUGGUCUUUUGGUUCAGACUCACUUGGAUUGUUUGAAGCAGGUUUGUUUGGGGAUCACUGAGAUUGACAAAAUUGAUCAAAAAACUGAAGAAAAGUCAUCAAAAUAUAAGAAAGUUAUCUCACACACAAUGGUUCAUCAAGCAGAAUUGAACAAUAAGUUCAGCUCACUCACAAUGGACCAACCAGCUGAACUGGACAACUUCAUGGAAGCAUAUUGUGUGGCUCUAAGCAAGCUAAAAGAGGCAAUGGAGGAACCUCAUUUGGAGUCCAUAAAGUUCAUCAAUCAUAUGUAUUCUCAGCUCAGUGAACUCAUGGAACUUCCUACUUCUACUUCCACACCAUCUAAUUUUGAUGGGAUGAAGGCCCGUGGCAACAAAUGAGAUGGUGGCAGGAGGAAGCUAGAUGAUUGAUAGAGCCAAGAUUCUAUAAGCUCAUAAUUUAUCUAAUUAUUUACUACUAAUUAAUUUACUUUAUCUAUGUUUAGCAAUCGAUGUAUGGUGGAAUUUCUUUGUUAUAGCUAGAUUGCCACAACUCGUAUGUACUAGUUUGUUUUCUUUUUUCUUUUUAUGUAGCAUUAUGUUAAUAAUAAUGAGGACUCCCAACAGCUGGUCGAACUCAUAAUUAAGGGUUUGAGAUGUUAAUUCUGAUAUGAUUAUAAGAUA
Solanum tuberosum (potato) is the source of this 923-nucleotide messenger RNA. RefSeq names its product homeobox protein knotted-1-like 1-like. The record is from RefSeq and is a predicted model, not a curated record. Lineage: Eukaryota; Viridiplantae; Streptophyta; Magnoliopsida; Solanales; Solanaceae. Gene Ontology annotation, cellular component: nucleus. Bases 129 to 641 code for a protein of 170 amino acids. The transcript has 4 exons. Gene Ontology annotation, molecular function: DNA binding.